Cordyceps militaris CM01 is the source of this 1509-nucleotide messenger RNA. RefSeq names its product UDP-glucoronosyl and UDP-glucosyl transferase, putative. The coding region runs from base 1 to 1509 and encodes 502 amino acids. NCBI's taxonomy places the organism in Eukaryota, Fungi, Ascomycota, Sordariomycetes, Hypocreales, Cordycipitaceae. The record is from RefSeq and is a predicted model, not a curated record. The transcript has 3 exons.
AUGGAGACCAACACAGAGGCCCGGCGGCUCUUAUUCCUCACCAAUGCCGAGCUCGGCCAGGCCAAUGUGCAUCUCGCCGUGAUUGAAUGGCUUCUGGCGCACCAGCCCCAAAUCGAGCUGCAUCUGUGCUCCUUUGCGUCGCUGCGGCCCGCCGUCGCCGCCAUCAACGACGCGGCCGGGGCGGACACGGCAGCGCCGCGGGUCACGUUCCACGCGCUAUCCGGCGCGCCCUGGAAAGAAUGCCUCUUUGAGCGGCCGGAGCACCAGUGGCAGGAAAUUUGCGCCCUGCCGCCAACGGCGUGGAGCGUGGCGCGCUCCGCGCCGCUGAUGCCGCGCGUGGUGCUCCCGUGGAACGCCGACGAGCUGGUCGACCUGACCCGGCAGGUCAAAGAGGUCGUCGAGAGCGUGGACGCGCAGCUCGUCAUCGUGGACAAUCUGUUCACGCCCGGAAUCACCGUCUGCUACAACGUCAACCCAAAGUGGUGCGUGCUGUCGCCCAACACAUACCGCGAGUUUAUCCUCGGCGACCAGCCGCGAUACGAAAACUACUGGAAGCAUCCGCCAACGUCGUCAUUUAUCCCGUACCCAGUGCCGUUCUACAUGAUACCCUCGGCGCUGUACCAUCAGCGCCAGUGGACGAGGAACAGGCAGAGCACCUGGAUACACGAAAACGCCGUGCAUUUGUGGGAGAAGACGGACAAGAAGAUCAUCUACGCAGACUGGGGGCGGCUGAGCUACGACCCGCCCAAGGACCUCAAGAUAUUUCUGCCCAGCAACGCCAUUGUCGACUUUCCCUUUUCCAAGAUCCCGGACCACAUCGUCUCGUGCGGACCAAUCCUCCGCCCUGUCGCGACCUCUCUCGAGGAGGCGGAUCCUAAACUCGCCGCGUGGCUCCGUCGGCGUCCGACCGUCUACAUCAAUCUCGGAACCCAUGUCCUGUACGACAGCGACACGCAGAUCAAUCUGGCCGGCGCCAUCAAAGCGCUGCUCGAGGCCGCCGCGGCGAAGAAGCAGGAUAUCCAGGUGCUGUGGAAAGUGAACCGGGACAAGAAGAAGGAGGGCUCAGACCACGAAGCUCUCUACAAGGAACUCGGCCAAGAUGGCGAUCAGGACCGCGUGUUGAUCGUGGACUGGUUGUUGGCCGAGCCCGUGUUGGUGCUGAAUUCGGGAUCCAUUGUAUGCUCUGUCAACCACGGCGGCGCAAACUCCUAUUUCGAGGCAGUCAGUGCCGGCGUUCCCCAAAUCGUCCUGCCCGUGUGGUUUGACACAUACGACUUUGCCCGGCGGGUGGAAUACUUUGGCAUCGGCAAGAUUGGCAACCGCAACAACGCGCCAAAGUGCUGUAAAGACGAGUUGGCGCCGAUAUUUAAACAAGUCGUGCUAGAGGAGGCAGGCAAGCUGAUGCAGGCCAAGGCAACAAAAAUGGCCGAGGCGUGCAAGGCGAGCGGGCAGGGCUCGGAGAAGGCGGCCAGGGGCAUUCUAGAGUUACUGGAGGGUACUGCGGCUUGA